Molecule: messenger RNA, 753 nt
Organism: Aricia agestis (brown argus)
Lineage: Eukaryota; Metazoa; Arthropoda; Insecta; Lepidoptera; Lycaenidae
Product: histone chaperone RTT106-like
Exons: 2
Coding region: 1-753 (250 amino acids)
Source: RefSeq, a predicted model, not a curated record
AUGGACACCAUCACGUCGUCAUCACAACCACCACAAAUCUUUGGUGAUAAGCAGCUCAAAAGAAAACUAGUUGAUUCGGUUAAAUCGGUAAAAAAGAAAAUCAAGUCAUUAAAUGAGGGUAGAGCUGAGCUCACAUCGAGCCUGCAAGAAACAUUUCAACCAAUCACACAACCCUUGAACACUCUUCUCAAUGAAAUUCAAUUAAAUAACACCGCCAACAACCGUAAAGAAAACAAAAGAAAGAGAAAAUCAGUUAAGGCACAGCAACAGGACGUGCAGGAUGGUGUGAAAUUAUCCACCAGUAAGCAAUUCACGGAUGAUGAUGAUGAUGAUGCUAGUGAUGAUACAGAUGAUUUUGAAGAUGCUGAUAGUUUGAUAAAGCGUGAAAAUAUUGAGGAUGAUUCAAAAGAAUUAUCUAAAUAUGAAGAAGAAGAAGACAUCCACCGCUUAUGUGAGGACAUCACAGCGAAGGUCAACCAUUUUCAAGAAAUAUUACGAAAAAAUUUAAAAACCCCACCGGAAGCGAAUUCUAAACCUCAAAUAAAUAAAAAUCCCAAAAAGACAUCUAAUAAUCCUCAAGAAUCACCAUUAUCAACAUCCUCGUCAUCAUCGUCGUUGUCGUCAUCAUCGUUGUCCUCACGUAAAAACUUCAAGACCUCUAAGGAAGUCAAUUCUAAAUCUCAAACAGCUCAAAAUCCUAAGAAGAAAAACGUCUACAAACCUGAAGAUCCAUCACAUAAUUUAACCAAUUAA